AUGAAGUUUAAUAUUGCAAAUCCCACUACUGGUUGCCAGAAAAAGCUCGAAAUUAACGAUGACCAGAAAUUGCGGGCAUUUUUCGACAAGAGGAUCUCACAGGAGGUCCUUGGAGAUGCCUUGGGCGAGAUAUUUUCAGGGCCAGUUUUCUCGUUGUUGAUUGCCUGUGCCAAAGUGUACUUAUAUGAUGUUUUUGAAAAUUUUCUGACAGGGACACCAUGCUUCCGAGGGUAUGGAAGGCGUACUGGGGAGCGACGGAGGAAGUCUGUCCGUGGGUGCAUUGUCAGCCAAGAUCUUUCAGUUCUCAAUUUGGUUAUUGUGAAAAAGGAUGAGAAUGAUCUUCCUGGAUUGACUGACACUGAGAAACCCAGAAUGAGAGGUCCAAAGAGGGCAUCCAAGAUCCGGAAACUCUUCAACCUUUCCAAGGAGGAUGAUGUGCGGAAGUAUGUCAACACAUAUCGCCGAACAUUCACAACAAAAGCUGGAAAGAAGGUCAGUAAAGCUCCCAAGAUACAGAGAUUAGUGACUCCAUUGACUCUGCAGAGGAAGCGUGCAAGAAUUGCAGAGAAGAAGAGGAGGAUUUCAAAGGCCAAGUCAGAGGCAGCCGAGUACCAGAAGCUUCUUGCAUCCAGAUUGAAGGAGCAGCGAGAACGCCGUAGUGAAAGUUUGGCAAAGAAGAGAUCCCGGCUUUCGGCUGCUUCUAAGCCUUCAAUUGUGGCUUAGAUAAUGCUCUCCAAAUUUUGACUGCUAUUUUUUCAGGUAUUGUGAAUUUUUUUGGUUCUGGUGUGUUGGAACUAAAAAAGAAUCAUUUUGGAUUCUUCGACUUGAGCUUAGUUUUGUUUCGAAUCUAGAACCUUUUCUGAAUAGUAGAUUUAUUUUUGCAAUAA
Molecule: messenger RNA, 887 nt
Organism: Macadamia integrifolia
Lineage: Eukaryota; Viridiplantae; Streptophyta; Magnoliopsida; Proteales; Proteaceae
Product: 40S ribosomal protein S6-like
Exons: 5
Coding region: 1-723 (240 amino acids)
Biological process (GO): translation
Cellular component (GO): ribosome
Molecular function (GO): structural constituent of ribosome
Source: RefSeq, a predicted model, not a curated record